Molecule: messenger RNA, 690 nt
Organism: Oppia nitens
Lineage: Eukaryota; Metazoa; Arthropoda; Arachnida; Sarcoptiformes; Oppiidae
Product: E3 ubiquitin-protein ligase MARCHF2-like
Exons: 1
Coding region: 1-690 (229 amino acids)
Molecular function (GO): zinc ion binding
Source: RefSeq, a predicted model, not a curated record
AUGUGUGAAGAAAUCCAUAUGAAAACAAUCAACAAAACUGUGGCCAACASUACUGAAAAAGAAGUGCCGUUUUGUCGCAUCUGUUUUGAAGACAAAUCUGCGGGUCGUUUAAAAUCAUUUUGUGAUUGUCGCGGAUCUGUCGGUAGUGUUCACCACAAAUGUAUGGAAAAGUGGUUUCUUGUCAGUCAUAUUGAUCGAUGCGAGUUAUGCGGCACUCAAAUGGAUGUUAAGUUGGUUUACGGAUGUUUUAUCGACUGGAUCUGCCAUUUCCGUAAUCUCCGGUUCCUAUUGUUGGACAUCCUAUCGUUUGCCACAAUCAUACCAUUAUUUAUUCGUUCACAAUAUUUGUUGAGUUGCAUAACGUGGCAAAAGACUACACUUAUGGUAACUGUUGUCAUAAAUAUCGGUAUAUUCAUAAUAAUGCUGUUGUUAUUCASUAUUGUCUCCAUUUGGCUCUUCUUCGUCUGUAUCGAUCAUCACAUUAAGUCAUACAUAGACUGUACAAACACCAGAAGAGUUGUCAUCAAACGGAUUAAAUCACAAAAUCAACAACAAUUGACUGUCAGUGAUAUUAGUGGUGGUAAUCAACAACAACAACAACAACAACAACACAGAAAUAAUAUGUUGAUUCGUGUCCUCUCUUUCUUUCGGUUUUCAGUUCAGCCGACAAAUAGUAUAGAUUUAGUAUAG